Messenger RNA from Cololabis saira (Pacific saury), 3545 nucleotides. It is a transcript of the gene klf7b, whose product is annotated as Kruppel like factor 7b. Gene Ontology annotation, molecular function: RNA polymerase II cis-regulatory region sequence-specific DNA binding; DNA-binding transcription factor activity, RNA polymerase II-specific. The transcript has 4 exons. Lineage: Eukaryota; Metazoa; Chordata; Actinopteri; Beloniformes; Belonidae. Gene Ontology annotation, biological process: regulation of transcription by RNA polymerase II. The record is from RefSeq and is a predicted model, not a curated record. Bases 333 to 1265 code for a protein of 310 amino acids.
ACGGACUGGCAAUCUGGCAAUGCGGAAAUAGACCUGGCACCCCGAGCCCGCACCGCGGAGAGAGGCGUGACGGCAGGAGCCGCUCCGACUACCAGAGAAUAACACACACUUUCUUUCUUUCUUUCUCUCCUUCCUCCGAGAUUUUUAAUUAAAGUGCUCAGGUGCGUUCAUCUGCAUCAGAGCUGGAGCUUUCUUUUUUUUCUUUUUCCUAAUUGGUCUGGUGUGGGGGAAAAAAGAAUAAGAAGAAUAAGAAGAAGAUUUUUUUUUUUUCUCAUUUGGAUUCCGGACUUCUUCUUUCUUUACUGACUUCUUUUUUUUCCCAAGAAUCAAGCAUGGAUGUGUUGGCGAAUUACAGUAUUUUCCAGGAACUCCAACUCGUGCAUGACACUGGUUAUUUCUCCGCGAUGCCUUCCCUGGAGGAGAACUGGCAGCAGACAUGUCUAGAGUUGGAGCGGUAUCUUCAGACGGAGCCCAAACGCCUCUCGGAGCUCUUUGACGAGGAGCUGGACUGUCUCUUAACGCCGGCCUUCAUGCAGGGCGGCGACAGCGACGAGGACCUGAUGGACCCCAUCCUCCCCAGCCUGCCCGACCAGCCCAGCCCUCCUCCCCUACUCCUAACGCUCCCCAAGGUCCAGGCCAAACUCCUGCAGGUCUCCAACCCCGGCAAGAGCCAAGCGGUAGCGGGGAGCGAAGCCCUCGCGGUCAAGGAUCAGGCCCCCGGCGGAGGAGUCAGCGCCGCGCAGCUCAGCGCCGCCGUCACGUCCUUAACACCUCCGUCCUCACCGGAGCUCGGCCGCCACCUCGUCAAGCCCACACAGACGCUCACUGCGACGGCAGACGGCACGUUAACGCUCAAACUGGUGGCCAAGAAGGUGGGAUUAGGAGCGGCUAAACUGGUGGCGGCGCGAGCGUUACCGUCCCCGCCGAGCCGAGGACGAGCCCUCAGCGACAGCGAGCAGGGAGCUGCAGGAAACCUGGGAGCAGAUCUACCCGAGAACAAGAAGAGAGUCCACCGGUGCCAGUUUAAUGGCUGCAGGAAGGUUUACACCAAGAGUUCCCACCUCAAGGCACAUCAGAGGACCCACACAGGUGAGAAGCCCUACAAGUGUUCAUGGGAAGGUUGUGAAUGGCGCUUUGCCCGGAGUGACGAGUUGACGCGACACUACCGCAAACACACCGGAGCCAAGCCCUUCAAGUGCAACCACUGCGACAGGUGUUUCUCUCGAUCGGACCACCUGGCCCUGCACAUGAAGAGGCACGUCUGAGGGCAAACCAAGCAGAGGAGUCGGGGUGGGAGGAGCACGAAGAGGAGGAAGAGGAGGAGGAGAAGUAAAAGGAGAGAGAAAGAUGGGCAAUCACACCACCAACCGCCCGCCUUGUUCAUCCUGUCCAUAAAUCGGUCGCCUCAAAAAGGCCAUCGGAGUCGGGACGAGGAGGAAAACAAGGAGCAGCUAGAUUGUUGUUUUUCUUUAAAAAUUACACAUUUCGCAUUUUUGCAAUAGUUAACAUUUCACACACCCGUCUUUGAAUGCAUCAUCCCGGUGAACCCCGGCAUCUCUCACGCUGCUCUGGGGGCUUGGACACUGCCAAACCAAUAACUACUUAACUCGCUUGACGAAACAUUGCGUCGCCUUAUUUUCUUUCUCUUUAUUCAGUGUGUUUACAUUAUUGAGUCACUUUGGUGAGGAAGCAGUCUGGUGGGGGAAAUAUCCAAACGUUAGCUAUUAGUGCUUUUGCCGGUUUUUUGAAGUCAUAUACUCAACUUUUUUGAUUUUUCUCGUUGCUGUUUUUUCAUACACGGAACGUAAGAAACCAUCAUCUGCCGCAGUCAGCCUCUGUAAUCUACGUGAAGAAAACAACAAUGCCCGUUCUGCAGGAGCGAGAGACUGUAAGACUAUAAAGCAUGGCUGACAAUCGAAUCAUUGCCUCGGUCAUGCCGCUGCAGUUCUCUGCCUCUCCACCAGAGGGCGUUUGCAUCUCUCAACCUUCACUGAGUUGCCUGCCGCCUCCGCAGGCCAUCUGACAGAAAAUGCGCAGCGACACUUUCUUCCCUUUUUUUCUACUUAGAGGACGAUGAUAAUUCUUAUUGUUGUUAUCAAAAACGAAUGACACUUUGCUCUUUUCUCUCUUGGAGAAAAAAUGUCUUAAAACUCACUGAAAUGUGUUUUUAGAAAAAAAAAAAACAAAAGAACUGAAAAUCUGAAGAUGACUUCAGCAGGAAUGUGUGGGAUGAGAACGAAAGCGUUGUUGGUCUUUUAAAAACCCCCAUGUGCACCGACUCUUGCAUCUACAGUCUGGAAGGAAUCAGCAGAUGUGGAAAGACUAAAAAAAAACACAAUCAACUCUCAGAAAAGGGAAUUUGUGUUUUUAUUUGGAGUGGAAUAAAAGCAGAGAGCUGAAAGGUCUUCAUUUUUCUGUGCUGCUCUUUCUGCCCUCCAACUCAACUGCAGCUGAAAAACAAAAUCUCGAUACGACCUCCAAUGGUCUCGUACUCUACCAGUCAGGAAGAGGACUCGCUUGGAACUGGAAAACCUUUUUUUGGGGUCUUUUUUUAUUGUUAUUAUUAUUGUUAUUCCGAAGGUUAUCCAUGUGCGCUUUCACAGACUCUGAGAUCCAUCUCCCUGGCAGCACCGUAGUGCAGAACAGAGGUGGAAGAUCUUUGGUUGCACCGUGUGACCACGUGGGACUGAAGAUGCUGAGCGACCAUUGCCUGUUGGUUCUGAACAGACAUGGUCCCAUUCAACCUGUCAAAUUUGCCUGUUUCGUAUCCAUUGACUGCACUGACUUUUUCAAUGUUAUCUGUGCUUUUUUUUUCUACCGCGAUAAAUACGGAAAAAAGCAACACAAAGAAAAAAAAUCAUAAAAAGACUGGAAAAAUACAACACAAAAAAACCUACAAAAAAGAAACAAUUCAAUUUCACUCUACACUUUGCAUACAGAACAAGCACACAUACUCCGUUAACACACAAACACACGACAGUUCCUGCGCUCACGGCUCCCUCUCGAGAUAAGACGAAUAAGAUUUAGGAAAAUAAUUUUUAAACUAAUUAACAGAGCCGGAAAAUAAAACAUUGCAUGACAGGCUUUAUUGCAGAUCUACACACACUCCAGCUCAUGAACACACACACUAAUACUCUUCCUGGAAUUAUAUGUUCUGCUCCCAAAUCUUUUUUCACAGUAGGAAUUUAGAUACUGUUGUUUAGUAGAGGAGUAUCUUAUAGCUCUCGGCUGGAGGUAACAAACGAUUCCAAAUCCUUUGAAGUGAGAAAUCAGCUUGUUCUCGGCUCCAAUAAUUACCCACAUAACCCUCGCUGCAGUUUGGGCCUCUCAUUUAAUCAGAGUUUUACUUCUUAGAAUCUGGUUAUAUACAGCAAAGUGUAGUUAUCAGUGUUUUCAUUAGCAAUAAUCUAAAGUAAAGCAGUCAGAGCAGAUUAAAUAUUAAAACAACUAACAGUCACAUACAGUACGGAAGAGUAUCAGGGCCAGGCAGGAGAAAAAUACUAAUAAUAUUUUAGAGGAGGAAGAUUCUUUUUUCAUUAUGCACU